AAAAAGUUUUACUUACCUGGAGAUACUUUUCUUCUCGAUUAGUUUAUCAGUAACUUUUCACCGAAUCAUGUUGAUGAUUGUGAGGAUCAUAUUAAUGGCGAGAUCCCCCUUCAGUUACUUUAUUCAAUUCUAUUGAUUAUUAAACGUGUCACUGAUUGUCAACUCAUUUUCGAGUUAAUAGUUACCUUGAUUUGAAAAUUGUUUAUUAUUCUCUAACCCUUCAACUAGUGAACUGUGAAUUAAUCAUUAUCUAAAUUGUGUUAAAUCAUCGUAGUGAAUUAACUUUAUUGAUAACUUAUAUUAAUCUAUUUGUUUUCUAUCAAUCAACUAAUUUGCAAAAAAAGUUUCUCAUUCAGUUUUUGUUUAUCUACUUUUCCAUAAAUAGGAUUUAAUUUACUUGAAACCAACGAAAUCGAAAAUUUUGUCAUCAACGAAUUAACUUUUUUUUAUUGUUAGUCUAACAAGAAAAGUUUAUAUAAUAGAAAAACUAAUCAGGAUGUCGAGCGCGACAACGGCAACGACGACAAUUAAUGCUAGUAAAUCAUUUAUGGAUACAACAUUUUACUAUUUUCAUGAUUUUUGGGAGGAAAAGGGUGACCCUCGAGUAUCAUCUUUACCCCUUAUGUAUGGUGGUCCAUGGAAGGUCAUGUUGAUCAGUUUCCUUUACUGGUACUUUGUCAGAAUCUUGGGUCCAGCUCUGAUGAAAGGACGACAACCAUUUGACUUGAGGUCAAUCAUGUUACUACACAACAGUUUCCUCAUCGGUGUAAACGGAGUUGGUUUCUUUGUGGGUCUUUGGGUAACCGAUAUGUUAAAAGAGACCUGGAACUGUGGUCCAGUCGAUCCCAAUACCUCUAACCUCAAGGAUAAUCUAACCGUUUACCUUGGUUACAUUUACUUUCUCACUAAAAUCGUGGACUUUGGUGAUACCAUUUUCUUUGUAUUGAGAAAGCGUUUCCAUCAAGCCUCAUUUUUACACGUUUUCCACCACGGAGUCAUGCCCAUUGUCGGUUUUGUGGGACUGAAAUUCCACCCUGUAGGCUAUUCGGGCUUCCUACCAACCAUCAAUAUCCUUAUUCACGCGAUCAUGUAUGCCUAUUAUGCUUUGGCCUGUGCAGGUCCAGAGAUGAAGAAAUACCUUUGGUGGAAAAAGCAUAUCACCCAAUUGCAAAUGGUCCAGUUUGUGUUGACCUUUUUCCACGCUCUAAAUGCCAUCGUUAAUCCAAAUUGUCACUGGCCUUUGGUCUUGGCUUAUCUCGAGGGUCUUCACGCUGUUUUAUUUUUCUUCCUCUUUGCAUCUUUCUAUAAAAAAGCUUACAUGUCACCAUCUUCAUCUUCAUCUUCAUCAACACCCAUUUCUAAAUCAUCAACAAACAAUAAUAAGAUUGAUUAAUAUUAUAAAUCAUUUGAUAAUUAACACCGAUUAACAACAACGAA
Panonychus citri (citrus red mite) is the source of this 1437-nucleotide messenger RNA. RefSeq names its product elongation of very long chain fatty acids protein 7-like. Gene Ontology annotation, molecular function: fatty acid elongase activity. Lineage: Eukaryota; Metazoa; Arthropoda; Arachnida; Trombidiformes; Tetranychidae. Gene Ontology annotation, cellular component: endoplasmic reticulum membrane. The transcript has 2 exons. The record is from RefSeq and is a predicted model, not a curated record. Gene Ontology annotation, biological process: sphingolipid biosynthetic process; very long-chain fatty acid biosynthetic process; fatty acid elongation, polyunsaturated fatty acid. The coding region runs from base 497 to 1393 and encodes 298 amino acids.